This is a messenger RNA of Closterium sp. NIES-65, 1611 nucleotides long. NCBI's taxonomy places the organism in Eukaryota, Viridiplantae, Streptophyta, Zygnematophyceae, Desmidiales, Closteriaceae. The record is from the annotation of a GenBank genome assembly.
AUGUCUGCACCGGCGAGGGGGAUGGCUGCUAUGGAGGCAGGCGAUAGGACGGCUGUAGCUCAGCCAAUAGAAAGGGCCGAUGAGGGGGCGGCUGUAGCGGAGCCGAUACAGAGCGACGUGAGCAGGCAGUCAUCGGUCAGCGGAAGGAACGGUGCUGACGAGCCUGCGGAGCGGGCUUCCGGAAAUCACGGCGCGGAUCACGGGGCGGGUGUAGCACGCGCGUUGCAGCAAGUGGCGGCGGCAGGGGCGCAGGAGGACGAUCGCAGAGACGACGGACUGAGCUUCUGGCAGCACAUGGUUGCAGGAUCUGUCGCAGGCAUGGUAGAGCACAUGGCCAUGUUCCCCGUCGACACAAUCAAGACGCGCAUGCAAGCGCUCGCCACCACCAGCCCCCCCGUUCCCCCCGUUCCCCCCGCGCCCUCCGCACCCUCUGCUGCUUUCUCCGCCCUCCCGUCCGCCUCUCCUUCCGCGCUUUCCUCCUUCUCGUCUCUCUCCGCCUCUAGGGGCGUCCCCGCUGCCACUUGCGCCUUCCAAUCCACGUGCUCUGUCGCAAAUCCAGCAUCAGCAGCAGCGCAGACCCUCUCGCAUUCGCCCACAAUCCGGAACGCAGUUUCGUCUAUCCUUAAAACGGAAGGCGCGGCAGGCUUAUAUCGGGGAAUAGCUGCCAUGGGGCUGGGGGCCGGUCCUGCCCAUGCCGUGUACUUCGCCGUUUACGAAGCGGCGAAAGAGUCGUUACUGAGAAACAGCAGUAGUAGCAGCAGCAGCGUCUCCGAUGGUUCAGGGUUUACGCCGGCUUUAGGGUUUUCGCUGCCACCAGCAGUCGCGCAUGCGACGGCGGGCGCGCUGGCGACGGUGGCGAGCGACGCGGUGCUGACGCCGAUGGACGUCGUGAAGCAGCGCCUGCAGCUUCGGCGCAGCCCAUAUGCUGGCGUGGUGGACUGCUGCCGCAAGGUGCGUGGGGAGGAGGGUGGGCACGUUGGUGGGCACGUGGGUGGGCACGUGGGUAGGCACGUGGGUGGGCAGGUGGGUGGGCACGUGGGUGGGCACGUGGGUGGGCACGUGGGUGGGCACGUGGGUGGGCAGGCGAGUGGGGAGGUGGGUGGGCACGUGGGUGGGCACGUGGGUGGGCACGUGGGUGGGCAGGCGGGUGGGGAGAUGUUACAAGAAGAGGGGAUUUACUCCUUUUACCGCUCCUAUCGCACCACGCUAGUCAUGAACGUGCCCUUUACAGCCGUGCACUUUGCCACGUACGAGGCCAGCAAGGCAGGCCUGGGGCGGGCGCUACCGGGGGAGGCAUUACCUGGGGAGGGCGUGCUGGACGAGGACAGGCUGCUCACUCACGUGCUGGCGGGCGGCGCUGCUGGCGCUCUUGCCAGUGCUGUGACUAAUCCUCUUGACGUUGUGAAGACACGGCUACAAUGCCAGGGUGUCUGUGGAGUGAAGCGGCUGCAGAGUGCAUCGGUGACGGCAGCGCUGCGCAGCAUAGUGAGGGAGGAGGGGUGGGGGGCGCUGCUGAGGGGCAUGCGAGCACGAGUGCUUUUCCACACGCCCGCCGCUGCCAUUGUCUGGUCAACAUACGAAGCUUCCAAGAACCUGCUACGGGACUUGUGA